AGCAACCUACUAUAUUCUCAAACGCGCGUUACGCCAGCGGCGCUUCGCCGCCACCCUCCCUUCCAGCGCGCUUGCGCCGAGCCCCUGCAAAUCCGGGGCUUCCUAUUCAGGGAGGGCUUUUGCGCCGCCGGCGUGGCGCGCGCUCCAUAGGCCGCCGCUGAGCCGUACGCCGCUGGAGUAGAGGCGUCGCGGUGUGCCCGCUGCCCGUGGAGUGUGUGUGGGGGGGAAGGGAGAGAAGAGGCUUAAAGAGACAACAGCCGCGGGAGGCAGCCCACAAUGGAGCGGCUGGCGGGGGGCCGGGGGGCUGGCCCCCGCCUCUGAGGGGCCCCGAGGAGUUGGGAGCCGAAGGAUCUAAGCUGGCAGGACCCUCUCCACAGAAUGUGCUCUUCACCAAAGAGCGGGCCAAAGCAGGCGAAGAUGAGAAUCCCGGCGGGACCUUCAAGAGCACUAACAUUGCAGUAGCCCGGCGCCUGUGGGUGGCAGUGACGCCCCCAGCCCCCUCCCCUCCAUCUCAGACCGUGAUGGUGUAUUGACCGAGAAGAGCCCAGCUUUUUUUUUAUUUUUCCUUCCCCUCCCUCCCCCUCGAGUUUCGGUGGCUUUGGGAUUUGUAUGGCAGCGGCGUAACCGUGGAGAGGCCGGGGUAUCACAAACUUAUGGAUUUUGAUAAGAGAGGAGGGAAAGGGGAGACAGAGGAAGGCAAAAGAAUGUCCAAGGCAGGUGGAGGAAGGAGCAGCCAUGGGAGCCGGAGCGCAGGGACUAACUCUGGAGUCUUAAUGGUGGGCCCCAACUUCCGUGUCGGGAAGAAGAUUGGAUGUGGCAAUUUCGGGGAGCUCCGUCUAGGAAAGAAUCUCUACACGAAUGAAUAUGUAGCUAUAAAAUUGGAACCGAUAAAAUCACGAGCCCCACAGCUGCAUCUGGAAUAUCGGUUUUACAAACAGCUCGGAAAUGCAGCCGCCACCUGGCUGGGGCGCUGCCGCCGGGAGGGAGGGAUUUCCCCGUCUCUGCUGCAGCUCGGCACUGACUCCCCCACACUCGCCCCUGCAGAAGGAAUUCCUCAGGUUUAUUACUUUGGGCCCUGUGGGAAGUACAACGCCAUGGUGCUGGAGCUGCUGGGACCCAGCCUGGAAGACCUGUUCGACCUGUGCGAUCGGACCUUCACGCUCAAAACCGUCCUGAUGAUAGCGAUACAGCUGAUCACGCGGAUGGAGUACGUUCACACCAAAAGCCUGAUCUACAGAGACGUCAAGCCAGAGAACUUCCUGGUGGGGCGGCCGGGCAGCAAGCGUCAGCACACCAUCCACAUCAUUGACUUUGGCCUGGCCAAAGAGUACAUUGACCCCGAGACCAAAAAACACAUCCCCUACCGAGAGCACAAGAGCCUGACGGGGACGGCGCGAUACAUGAGCAUCAACACACACCUUGGGAAAGAGCAAAGCCGCAGGGAUGACCUGGAAGCACUAGGGCACAUGUUCAUGUACUUCCUGCGGGGCAGCCUCCCUUGGCAAGGGCUCAAGGCUGACACGCUGAAGGAGCGGUAUCAGAAGAUCGGAGACACCAAAAGAGCCACCCCCGUCGAAGUCCUGUGUGAAAACUUCCCAGAGGAGAUGGCAACCUACCUGCGCUACGUGCGGCGGCUGGAUUUCUUCGAGAAGCCGGAUUACGACUACCUGCGCAAGCUCUUCACGGACCUGUUCGACCGGAGCGGCUACGUCUUCGACUACGAGUACGACUGGGCCGGGAAGCCAUUACCAACUCCAAUCGGCACAAUCCACAGCGACGUCCAGGUGCAGCCUCCGAACAGAGACAAAGCACAGCCACACACCAAACACCAGUCGCCCGAGGGGAACGAGUUGUGUGAUCCUCAGGCUAGUCAGCAGCCUGCCGAGGAACCUCUAGGAACUCACCUAGCGACCAGCAGGCUUGGGGGUUCUGUGCAGGUGAUGAGUUCCACCAACGGAGAACUGAACACGGACGACCCAACCGCGGGACACUCGAAUGCCCCGAUCACGGCGCCCGCCGAGGUGGAGGUAGCGGAUGAUACAAAGUGCUGCUGUUUCUUCAAGAGGAGGAAGAGAAAAACCAUCCAGCGCCACAAGUGAUCUGCCAGGGACAUAACGGAUCAGUUUGUGCAGUAUCGCCUCUAACUCUGGCUCCGGAUGGGUCUAGAUUCCUGAUCAGAUCUGCAAGGCCUUCCCUCCCUCUGAUUUGGAUGGGGGUGGGGGAAGAGCCGUCAUGACUUCACCGCCUAGCACCAUGUGUGUGGAUGGGGAGGGGGGGAGGGACGUUCCCAAACUGCUUUGCUUUUCCUCUACCAGCACCACAUCCACCCAGUAGGCGUUUACUCAAACCCAGUCAGACUUUGCCGCCGUUCCCAGGCCCGUCUGUCAUGCAGUCCACGGAGAGCAUUAAGCUAUUUAACAAGGAAACCAACCAACCAAACCCACGACGUGAAUUUCUUUUGAUUCUAUUAACUAGUUUGAAAACGGGGAUCAACUCUACAGACUCAGAAAACGUUGCUGGCGUAGAAGAAGCCGAAGACAAUUUCAAGGGGGGGGGCUAUGGAGAAUUUUUUUCCCUGUCGCUUCGUUAUCGCCGAAGUUAAUUUAAGUCUCGGUGCAGAGUGCUGCGUUGUCAGUCUUUGACCUUCCUCUUUUUAGUGUUGAAAUUCUGCUUUUCUUUUAAAGAUGGUGUUUUCCCUGUGAGCUCCCCCUCCCCCGUUUGGUUCAAGUUCUUUCCUGGUGGGGGCGAUCAACCGCUAUGUUAGCCGAGUCUCUGGUACGGUGAUGCGUGGAGGAGGGACUCGUUUACACUUUCGUUUUACGAUGCACUUUUGCUAGCAAUACAAGCGAUGUUUGGUCUUGAAAUUAACAGUUUAGUAAUUAACUGGGGAAAUCAGGUGGGAGGAGGGGAGGGGAGCCGAAUUUAGGGUCUCAGGAAUGGGUGGGAGCUUAUCAGAACCCUGAAGCUGUGCCCUCGGCCCUUUGAAAUGGGCAGCCUCCCGUGGGGGCACCUGGCCAAGACCAAAGGGAAACUUAACGUUGAAGAGCAAGGUAGAAAAAGGAUGUCUUAAUGGUCCCUGCAAUGAGCCUUGGGGUGGGGCCCACGACGGCCUAGGCCGGUUUUAUGGAGCAUAGGAUUGCUGAGUCCUGCUUAUUCUCCUGGUAUGAGAAUUCAGUGUCCUCGGUUUGUGAAGUUGCUUAACUGGACUCUUUUAAAAAGACUUUCCUGUUGUUCAGGCCCCUAGCCCAGUGAAUCUCCCGUUGCUGAUACUCUGACCUCCCGGGAGGAUCAAGAGCCUCCUGAAUGAACCAAAACCAAGCCAGUGCAGUAAGGCCGCUGUGUGCAUGUUCCCUUGGGGGAGGAGGGGAGGCCAGCACUGGUUAAAACUCCUUGGGGUUCCACGUCCCACUUGAAAGGGGCAAUGUGAAAAGGGGCCAGCGUGGAGUUGUAGCUUGCUGGGAAAUGCAACUCAUGAGGACAGACCCAGCUAGGCUGUUCUGUCUGGCCACUGACCCCUCCUUUGUGGAGGGAACCUUAUGAAGGUUGAAGCUCACCUAGAUUGGCCCACUCAGCUCAUCCACCAAUCAGAGGCCCAUGUGCUUACUCCUUAGCUGAUCACAUGUUGCAGGUCCUAGUUGUGGAUUUUUUUU
Molecule: messenger RNA, 3650 nt
Organism: Mauremys reevesii (Reeves's turtle)
Lineage: Eukaryota; Metazoa; Chordata; Testudines; Geoemydidae
Gene: CSNK1G2
Product: casein kinase 1 gamma 2
Exons: 13
Coding region: 654-2099 (481 amino acids)
Biological process (GO): positive regulation of canonical Wnt signaling pathway; endocytosis; signal transduction
Cellular component (GO): plasma membrane; nucleus; cytoplasm
Molecular function (GO): protein serine/threonine kinase activity; ATP binding
Source: RefSeq, a predicted model, not a curated record